UAUGGAAUAUAUGGCUUUUGGUGAUUUAGCUACAUAUUUACGUCAACAAAUGUCGAAAGAUGAUUGUCCACAUGGUUCUAUUGAUGUACACUUGGCAAUUAAUUGGGCUAUACAAUUGGCUAAUGGUAUGAAUUAUUUAACAGAAUUACAUAUUAUACAUCGUGAUUUAGCUGCACGAAAUUGUUUAGUGAAUUCUAUGCUAACUGUGAAAAUUGGAGAUUUUGGUUUAGCUCGUCAUGCAAAUAAUCAAGAAUAUUAUAGGAAAAUUGGACAAGCUCGUUUACCUGUACGUUGGAUGGCACCGGAAACUUUAGCAUCUGCAUAUUUUACAAGUAAAUCUGAUGUUUGGUCAUAUGGUGUUGUAUUAUGGGAAAUAGCUACAUUCGCUUCUUUACCAUAUCCUGGUUUAUCACAUGAAGAAGUUAUGAAAUUUGUAUGUGAAGGUGGACAUUUAAAUUUGCCAGAAUGUCCAGCAAAAUUACCUGUUAUUUUAUUAACACUUAUGAAUAUGUGUUGGGAAUUUGAACCAAUUAAGCGACCGACAUUCAAUGAAAUUUUAUUGAAGCUGAAAUUAUUCACAUCUACCGAAUGUAUAUGAUAUUACUAAGAAUGUUAUCAUGAAAUAUCUACCUCAUUGUAUGUAAUGCUUAUUUUCGGGGGGGGGGGGGGGAUUCUAUCACUCUUUGUGUUAUCUCAAACUGUAAUCUUCGAAAUU
Messenger RNA from Schistosoma turkestanicum, 715 nucleotides. NCBI's taxonomy places the organism in Eukaryota, Metazoa, Platyhelminthes, Trematoda, Strigeidida, Schistosomatidae. The record is from the annotation of a GenBank genome assembly.